Messenger RNA from Penicillium taxi, 546 nucleotides. RefSeq names its product LysM domain protein. The transcript has 2 exons. The coding region runs from base 1 to 546 and encodes 181 amino acids. The record is from RefSeq and is a predicted model, not a curated record. Lineage: Eukaryota; Fungi; Ascomycota; Eurotiomycetes; Eurotiales; Aspergillaceae.
AUGAAGUUAUCUACAUUCGCGUUAAUUGCCUUCAUAGGCCAAACAGCAUGCUCCCUGGCUGAGAAACGAUGGUUGGACGGUGACUCUGCUACUAGUACCACUGACCCCGAUGUAACAAGUGAUUGCACUUACUGGGCAAAUAACAUUUCUGCCAACGAUACGUGUGCCAACAUCGAAGAGUAUUUUGACGCAACUGUUGCUCAACUACACGCAUGGAAUCCCUCGUUACUUGAAGACUAUUGUGUUCUUAUUGAAGGUUGGAGCUAUUGUGUUGACGGUCCAGCUGUCACAAGCUCAGCAAGCUCUUCAACAGCCACUGCGACUGGGCAUGUUCAAUCCCAAUUUUCUGAAGUUGGUCCUGACGUUACGGACAUCGCCAGUGCGGCUUAUACACCGACUGCUACGUCUUCUCCGGCUUCUAAUUCUACCUCCUCCUCUACCUCUACUUCCUUGGCGCCUUCUUCGACUCAACAGAGUGGUGCUUCUGGGUUGGACUUUUCUAAUAUAUACAUUUGGUUCUUUGCUGCUUUCUUCGGUCUGGUGUAG